Messenger RNA from Racocetra fulgida, 214 nucleotides. NCBI's taxonomy places the organism in Eukaryota, Fungi, Glomeromycota, Glomeromycetes, Diversisporales, Gigasporaceae. The record is from the annotation of a GenBank genome assembly.
AUGACGGUUAUCAGACCAUGGAUCGCGCAAAAAAUUGUUGACUUAUUAGGAGGUGAAGACGAGGUUGUUGUUAAUUAUGUGUUUGGACUAUUAGAAGAAACGGAUCUUGAUCCUAGAAUGAUGCAAAUCAACCUCACGGGUUUCUUGGAAAGAAAUGCACCUAUUUUUGUCACAGAAUUAUGGAAAUUGCUUUUAUCAGCUCAAGAUUGUGAGA